AUGUACGACAAUUUGAAUGAUACGUCUAAGAGCAGUGGUAGACAACUUGCCAGAUAUAUCACGCUAUUACAAUGUUGGAUUUAUGAGCAUUUUUCAUCUGGUGUUGAGGCUAUUACUGCUGACGAUUAUCAUGAAAGGAAACCACAUGCCUUUGUUGUCAUGCACCAACCAGAGAGGGUUGUGCGGCAGUUUGGGUAUGUUCAGACUAUUCCUCCAUACUCUUCGGGUUCAAGAUUAUGCAUAGAAGAUAUUGACAAUAGAUGGAUGCAUUUCUCUAAGUACCCUGCACCGCCCGAGCAUCCAAUUAGACAUCUAUAUGUCACGCAAGAUGACACAUAUGUGGAACCAGAUAUUCCUCAGUACCCGGUGGCGCCAACAGCUGUGGAGGAAGCACCUGCACAUGCACCUUCUCAUGUAGAGCAGCCUCGACAUGCAAUGGAGGAUUGCCAAUCAAUAGCUGAAAGGUUGGAACGGUUGCUCAACCUAAGGAUAGUGACUGAAGACACAGAAGCAUACAAUGUCAUGGAAUACUACCUAAGGAUCGCCAAAGGUGUGACUGCAGAUCACAAUAUAUAUGUACGGUCGCGACGAAGGCGACGCAUAGAAGACACAUGA
Molecule: messenger RNA, 615 nt
Organism: Glycine soja
Lineage: Eukaryota; Viridiplantae; Streptophyta; Magnoliopsida; Fabales; Fabaceae
Exons: 5
Coding region: 1-615 (204 amino acids)
Source: RefSeq, a predicted model, not a curated record